AUGAGGUGUGUUCGACCCCAGCUGGUUGCCCCUCAUCGUGCCUUUCUCUCUUUCUCCUUCUCUGCCACUGGCUUUCUAGGGACCCCGCUGAAUGUCACAGGGGUUGAUUUCCUCAAAAGCCAGAACACGCGCCUGCACCACACCGAUGCGUACGACAACCAAAGCCUGGUGGUGAGGCGCGGGCAGGACUUCUGGCUGAAGCUGACCUUUGACAGGGACCUGAGUGCCACCGACAAGGUGAAGCUGCAGUUCAGCAUUGGGGAUAAGCCGAUGAAGACCCUGGGGACCCUGAUGUCCCUGAACCUGAGGAGUUUGAAGGACUACAACGGGUGGCGUACCACCAUCAUCACGUCCUCCAACAAAGAGUGCCUGGUGGCUGUGACCAGUCCGGCCAAUGCAAUUGUAGGAAAAUACUGCCUGAAGGUGAUGACGGGGUUGAAAGCUUACAAGCCUGAAAAUGAUGCUGUCUACCUUUUGUUCAACCCUUGGUGUCAAGCGGAUACUGUGUUCAUGGCCGGCGACGCUGAGAAAAAUGAAUACGUGCUCAACGACACGGGAUACAUCUACGUUGGCUCAGCAGACUACAUACAUGCGAGACCCUGGAAUUUUGGGCAGUUUGAGCAAUUCAUCUUGGAUGCCUGCAUGUAUCUGCUGGACCAAAGCAAACUCAAGCCAAAUGCAAGAAGGGAUCCUGUUGUUGUGUCCAGAGCCAUGUCUGCUUUGGUCAACGCCAACGAUGACAGAGGGGUCUUGAUCGGGAACUGGUCAGGGAUGUACACCAGCGGGACCUCCCCUCUGACGUGGAUCGGGAGUGUCUCAAUUUUGCAGCAAUAUUACAAAACGAAGCAGUCAGUGCGUUAUGGUCAGUGUUGGGUCUUCUCAGGAGUCCUCACUACAGUCAUGCGCUGCUUGGGGAUCCCAGCCCGGAGCGUGAGUAACUUUGACUCAGCACACGACACGCAGGAAGACCUGAGAGUUGACAUUUACCUGAAUGAAAAUGGAGAACAGUUGAACAACCUGUCAUUCGACUCCGUCUGGAACUUCCAUGUGUGGAAUGAUGUAUGGAUGAAACGGCCGGACUUGCCAGCAGGGUUCGAUGGCUGGCAGACGAUUGAUUCAACCCCUCAGGAGCGAAGUCAAGGUGUUUUCCGGUGUGGGCCAUCUCCGCUGAAGGCCGUCCGAGAAGGGGACGUGUAUUUGAACUUCGACUGCAAGUUUGUGUAUGCGGAAGUGAAUGCCGACACAGUCUACUGGUAUGUGAAGAAGGUGAAUGGCAAGGAGAAGUACGUCAAAAUUGCUGUGAAUACCAGCGCUGUUGGCAAGAACAUCAGCACGAAAGCUGUGGGGCAGAACAGACGGGAAGACAUCACCGCGCAGUACAAGUACCCUGAAGGCUCACCAGACGAAAGGAAGUCCAUGCGGACAGCUUCCUCUUUCAUCUCAAGAAAUGGAUCUGGUGCACGCUACGCUUCAGCCAUCGUCCCCAGAGCUAGGAUCCCAGAGGAUGUGCACAUCAGGUCUAGUGACCAGGAUGAGGUGUCCCCCAAGCCUGAGGUCCAGCUUGAGAUAACUAGCAAAAAUCCUUUGUAUCCCGGUAAUCCCAUUGAGCUGGACAUCGUAGUGAAGACCUCUGCUUCCAAGAGCCAGACCAUCAAUCUUGCAGCCUCCUGCCAUCUGCAGUCCUAUACUGGGAAAAUUAAGGCCAGUCUUGUAUCUAUCAAGGAGACCAUCAAGCUUGAAGGCAAAUCUGAGACAGAGGCUCCUCUGAAAAUUGCAGCUGACAAGUACAUGGAGAAGCUGGCCUCAGUGGGAGAUGAAGAUCUCCUCAAAGUCUUUGCCAUCGCCGAGAUUGAGGGAACGGAUCAAAAACUCACCAAGGAGAUGACACUGACCUUCCAGUACCCCCCCAUCACUGCUGAGAUGCCAGAAACUGCAAAAGUGAACCAGGAGUUCAGCUGUGCCUUCAUCUUCAAGAACACGCUGAGCAUCCCCCUGCAGGACUGCAAGCUGAUUGUGGAGGGCCUGGGCAUGUUUAAGAUGACAUCAUUUGACGAAGGGGACAUUCAGCCUGGUGGGAUCUUCAAGUCUAAAAUAAUCUGCACCCCAAAGAGAACAGGCGAGAAGAAAAUAGUCGCCACGCUGACCUCAGUCCAGGUCAAUGGGAUAUCCGUGGAGAAGGCCAUCACCAUCACCGAGUAG
Molecule: messenger RNA, 2199 nt
Organism: Rhea pennata
Lineage: Eukaryota; Metazoa; Chordata; Aves; Rheiformes; Rheidae
Gene: TGM4
Product: transglutaminase 4
Exons: 14
Coding region: 1-2199 (732 amino acids)
Biological process (GO): peptide cross-linking
Molecular function (GO): protein-glutamine gamma-glutamyltransferase activity
Source: RefSeq, a predicted model, not a curated record